Molecule: messenger RNA, 2451 nt
Organism: Trematomus bernacchii (emerald rockcod)
Lineage: Eukaryota; Metazoa; Chordata; Actinopteri; Perciformes; Nototheniidae
Gene: caly
Product: calcyon neuron-specific vesicular protein
Exons: 5
Coding region: 172-771 (199 amino acids)
Biological process (GO): G protein-coupled dopamine receptor signaling pathway; clathrin coat assembly; endosomal transport
Cellular component (GO): membrane; endosome
Molecular function (GO): clathrin light chain binding
Source: RefSeq, a predicted model, not a curated record
AGCGCGAGGCGGAACUACGUGCGCAGUCCUGCCGUGAAUCACACAUCACCACGGCAACCGGCGGUCACACCAAGUCCCCGUCAGCAUCACCGGGGUCCGAUCACAUCCAGAGCCCACCGGAGAGCACAGGACACACAAUCAAUCCCGGCAUUUUCAGGCAGCUAAGCAGCCAUGGUGAAGUUAGGCAGCAAUCUGUCUGAUAAACUGGAGAAGCAGCCGUCUGCUGACGACGGAUUUGAUAACAUCCCGCUGAUCACACCCCUGGAGGUCAGCCAGCUCCAGAGGUCGUACGCAGAGAGGGUCAUUGUGAAGACAUCAACACAAUAUCAGCUGCAGCAGAAGAAAAAGAACAAGCCUUACGUUCCCAAUAUCAAGAAGCUGAAUAUCAACUUCUACAGUGAUGUUACAGAGAAAGCCAAGGUCACAGGUCUGAUCCUCAUCACUUUGGCCUUCCUGACCAGCUUGCUCCUCCUGCUCAUGUACAAAGCUAUGUGGUAUGACCAACUUACCUGCCCAGAGGGAUUCAUCCUGAAGCAGAAGCACUGCACCCCGGCCGCUCUGGAGAUGUACUACACUGAGCAGCAGCAGCAGGAGGAGCCGGGGGUGCACGGCGGCGCUGGGCUGUAUGCUGCGCUCAGCCACCUCAACCAGGUGAAGAGGACCGGACCUGAACUGCCAUCGGCAUGGUUACCAGUCCCCAGUGCCCUGAACGAGGCCGAGGUGACCAACCAACGCAGCGAGCUGCUGACAGGCGAGCAGGAGGGAGAGUAGUGAGGGGCGGACAGGUGUUACAGCAGGAAAUGAUGAUGGGGAGGCAGCGUAGAUUAUUUUUUGAGACCCUGUGUUUAGGAUUUGUUUUCUUUCCUCGUACAGACCAUUAAAUCAGUUGUUUAUACUGGUGCUCCAAAACCUUUAGGUACAAUGGCAUGUUAGGGGCAAGUCAGAGAUUUUACUAACAGUAAUUAAGUUGUUAAUUCAAUAGAAUAUAUAUUUAGAUUAUAAUGUCAUCUAUUUGAGUGAAGUAAAUAUACAACUUUAUUCACUCAAAGAUGUAUCCACGUUUUUUUCUUUUCUUUGUAAAUGUAUUUAAAGUAUUACCCUUCUCACUGACUCCGUAUUAGCCCUGAUAUGCCGUUGUACAAAGGUGUCUGUAUAACAAAUGAAAGUUCAACCAUCAGCUAAACCACACAGUUCCCCAGUUAUUUUCUGUUAAUACUCAAUUCAAGCUAAUACCCAACUGUGUGUGUGUGUGUGUGUGUGCGUGCGUAGGUGCGUGCGUGUGAGUGUGCGCUUGUGUGUGUGCGUGUGUGUGUGUUUGUGGUGAGUUGUUGUGGUUGGAGGCAGGAAUGUUAUUAAAGUGUUGGAGAAUGUGCCUGACUUUUACAGUGUUACUGAGGCAUGAGAAAAUCUCAGACAUCUGCAUUCAGUGUGUGUGUAUACCCUCGCGUUCAUACUUCACAUGGGCACAUAUACAGUAUGUAUCAUCUUUAUAUAUGUAUUCAUGUGUGUAUGCGUAAGCUGUAGGAUUUGUGGAGUUGUUGGAGGUGAGAGAAGCGAGGCAAGAGCUCAGAGUGAGAAGAUAACAAGUUUUUAAUGACAUACAGCGAGUUUCUCCCCAUCACUGCGUCUCGUUAUCUCACACUAUUCAUUUAGUUUUAGAGGGGAACGUAUGAAAUCAGCAUUGAAUGUGCUCACAGGCAAGGAACUAUAAUUGACGAUUUACAUUUUCUGUCGAAAUGAGUCAAUUUUUCAUCUUAUCAUCUGGAGACUGUAAAUUGCAGUUCAGUGUGCGUCUACAGUUGAAAACAGACUAAAUGUAUUUUAAAUCGUUUUACACAUUGGCUUUGGAUAGUCUCCGAAUAGUCAAAAUCACCAACUACAACCUCCAAUAUGAGUAUAAAGUGUUCAACAAGUGAAUGAGCCUGAAAACUUUCUGUACAACUUUUCAAUUGAUAACUGUUAUUAUUCUAUAUGAUUGUGUGAGCUACUUUCUGUUAUAAUGAACAAAUUGAGAUAUUUGUAUGUAAAACUGAAAUGACAGCAUACUCGAAGCUGAUUGUAAAAACUGGAAAAUGAUUUGUUUUGUUACUAAAUUGUGUUUUUGGUUAAUGUUGCUGCCGCUGUAAAUGAGCAUGUACAGUUUACCCACAGGUUUGACUCGUCAUGAUCCUUAUAUGAAUGUAUGAAGCAGCGGCUCUAAUCUUGCAGUAGAUGUAAUUAGUGCUUAUGAUGUACUACCUAAAAACUUCAAUUGUCUUCACAUGUUUCUAUUUAUUCCAUGAACAGUGUUAUGUUGUUAGUUUUUUUCAAUCCAUUGUACAUCCAUUUAUUUGUGUAUCUCAAAAUAUUCUGACAAAUCUUGUAAUUUGUCCAAAUGAUCUUCUGUCACUUGUUUGAACCUGCUUUUUCUCUUUCAUUAUUUUGGAGAAAAGUAAAACUCUUCAUGUGAGA